AUGGACGGCUACUUCAUGUUUGGCAACAAGCUGGUGUGCCAGGUGCUGAAGCACCAGGAACUCCACAAGAGGAUGUUCUUCAAGUGGAGGAAGAAGAUGCAUAAUCGCCGCCGGGGCCACACAAAGAGGGCUCAGGAGGCGCAUAACCGGGAGCGCAGCGAAGAUGAGCAAGCAGCUCAGGUGAAGAAGCUGAUCGCAAAGGAUGCGCACAGACAGAAGCGCAUUCUGGAGAUGGGGAUCGACUACCACUACAGUGGGUUCAAAGAUGUGGCUGCACCUCCUGGCAAGAAGAGGAGGCUGCAAGGCGAUGGUGGUGCAUCAGUUCCUAGUGCUGGUGCCAAGCGUGAUGAUGCGAUGAUAACUAACGAUGAAUGCCUGGAUCUGAGUGACCUGGAGUUGGAAGAGGAUGGGUGCCAGAUGGACGAGGCCAGUGACCUGGAGAAUGACUGUGAGGCAAUGGCAGGCGCUGUCCCUAUUACCAUAUCCAAAGGGAAAUCGCACAGCAGUGAAGGUGGGGUGCCCCACGCGAAAGCCGUCAGAGUAGGGAAGAAGAAGGGUUCAAAGCCACCUGGAAAAGGGGAGAAGAGAAACGAUAUGCCCCAACGGCAUGCCAGCCAUGAGCGAGGAGGGGAUCUGGGCACAAAGGGGAUGGCCUCAAAAAAGAAAAAGAAGAUGGGCAGGUGA
This is a messenger RNA of Ostreobium quekettii, 684 nucleotides long. The record is from the annotation of a GenBank genome assembly. Lineage: Eukaryota; Viridiplantae; Chlorophyta; Ulvophyceae; Bryopsidales; Ostreobiaceae.